AUAAUUGGUGUAUCACGGGGCAGUGGUGAUUUCUUUUCCAAUCACAAUCAAGUGAGGCAGGAAGAAUUGUCCAUAUAUAAAAUCAAAAUCUCUAAAGAUUAAUUUGGCACAUCCAGAUGUGUCACUUUUCCCUGGGUAAGGAACAAUAUUGUAGAAGAUUUCUUCGACAACUGAUUGACAAGACCAUGGCUUUCUUAUUUAUGAGCUUUUCAGGCUCACUGACCAUACUUACCACCGUCGUCACCUUCUUCACACUCAUUUUCUCACCUUUUCUCUACUCACAGUCACUGUCACUCUUCAUCAUCUGAAAAACUUGUUACCAGAGAAAAAAUAAUGAAGAGUAAGAGAAAGCGUACCGCUGCAGUGUUAUACAACAAGCCUACUGCUUCUGAUCUCAGUCACCAGGAAAACUUAGCUAAGAAAGAAGGUGACGAUCAUGGCAGUGGUGAGUUAGUCCUCGUUUCACCACCAAUAGCUUCCUCCUACAAUGACAGGAUUCGUCCCGUGCUCGAUGCAGUCGACAAGCUCCGAAACCUUGCUGUCAUGGAGGAAGGAGUACAGCUUCCCACCAUCGUCGUCGUCGGAGACCAGUCCUCCGUGAUCGAAUCACUCGCUGGGAUCAAUCUUCCUCGUGGCCAAGGCAUUUGCACCAGGGUACCUCUCAUCAUGAGACUCCAAAACCACUCGAGUCCUCUGCCGGCGCUUUUCUUGGAGUAUGACAAGAAAGUCGUUCGGACUGACGAGGAACAUGUCUCACAAGCCAUAAACAAGGCGACUCAAGUGAUUGCCGGACCUGGUAAGAAAAUAUCUAAAACCCCUUUGACUCUCGUGGUGAAGAAGAAAGGGAUUCCUGACUUGACCAUGGUUGACCUUCCUGGGAUCACCAGAGUCCCCGUUCACGGCCAGCCAGAAAAUAUAUACGAUCAAAUCAAAGAUAUCAUAAUGGAAUAUAUAAAACCAGAAGAGAGUAUCAUACUCAAUGUGUUGUCUGCAACGGUUGACUUUCCCAAUCCCACGUGUGAAUCGAUUCGAAUGUCACAGAGCGUUGACAAAACCGGAGAGAGGACUCUAGCCGUAGUCACCAAGUCAGAUAAGUCACCCGAAGGGCUCAAGGAAAAGGUAACUGCUGAUGAUGUGAAUAUAGGGCUUGGUUAUGUCUGUGUUAGGAACAGGGUCGGCAAUGAGUCGUAUGAAGAUGCUCGAGUAGCGGAAGCUAAGCUUUUCGAGUCUCAUCCUUUGCUUUCCAAGAUUGAUAAAUCGAUCGUUGGGAUCCCUGUUUUGGCUCAGAAGCUUAUGGAGAUUCAAGCCAGGAGUAUAGCUCGAAACUUAACUGACAUUGUCAAGAAGAUCAAUGAUAAGUUGAGCCAUAAUAUUUCCGAGUUCAAAACACUCCCCAAGGCCAUGUCUUCCAUGGCUGAAGCCAUGAGUGCUUUCAGGAGGGUCAUUGGGCAAGUCAAAGAGUCACUAAGGAAAAUUCUGUUGAGAGGAGAAUUUGACGAGUACCCAAAUGAUAAGAAGAUGCAUUGUAAAGCUCGGUUGGUUGAGAUUCUUAAUGACUUUUUCUGUGAUCUUAAAGAAUGUCCUCAGAGCAAUCCAACUAGUGAUUUUUUGAUGGAUGAGAUCAAGUACUUGGAAGAAGCCAAAGAGAUUUCUCUUCCCAACUUCUUUUCCCGGACUAUAUUUCUCUCUAUAUUACAAGAAAAGGUAAAUGGGAUUUCGAGUAUUCCUACAGAUUUUGUGAAAACGCUAUGGAGUUACAUAGAGGAGGUGGUGAUGACUGUUCUGAUGAGCCAUGUCCAAAACUAUUACCAGCUUCAACUCUCAGCCAAAAGAGCAGGGCUUAAUCUGAUAGAGAAGAUGAAAGAGAACUCUAUGAAGUGGGUUUCGGAGGUUGUGGAGAUGGAGAAAUUGACUGAUUAUACUUGUAACCCGGAGUUCGAAAUUGAAUAUAAGAAGCUCAUGGCUCAAAAAGAUGCAUUCAUGAGAAAUGUCUAUUCCUGCAAUUCUAUGAACAUUGAAGGUCUUGGCUUGGUUGACUUGGUGAAUCCAAGCAAAUCUCCACAUCUAUUACCUCAAGCUUUUGACUUGAGGAUGAAAAUGGUGGCUUACUGGAAUAUUGUGCUGACAAGGUUUGUUGACUCCAUGGCUCUGCAUUUGCAGCUGAGUGUUCACAAGCUGGUGAAUGACCAUUUGGAAAGAGAGCUUGUAGCCCAAAUGAUGGCUCCUGAUGGAAAUGGGCUGGAGAAAAUGAUGGAUGAGUCGCCAUUGGUUGCCACUAAGCGCGCCAAGCUGGAUGGCAGUAUUAACAAACUCAAGGAAUGCAAGGAGAUUCUAGCCAAAAUCAUGGACAGAACUGCUACCACUAGUUGUGGUGAAUGAAUACCUCUCCAAAGGUGAAGUCAAUCUAAGGUUCAUGGUAUAGUUUGUUGAAGUUGUUUAGUGAGUUGUGCUUUUGUAGUAGCUUUGUUAAUCUUUUGUGGUUUUUCUUAGUAAGAUUAGAAGUAGGGGAGAGGAGGGCAGUGGUCAUAGACAGUGUUGCUUAUGGAGAUUAGGAAAUGUUUGUUAUAACAGAUGGUUUCUUUUGGAAUAUGUUGUUGGUUCUAUACUGUCAUUUCAUUCUGUUUCUAGCUUUUAUCAAAUAUUUAGAGCUUUUGUUGGAAUGUCUGUGAGGCUAUCUGGCCCAUCUUAAUUAAGAAGUUUUGGUUUCUUGUCA
Messenger RNA from Humulus lupulus (European hop), 2713 nucleotides. RefSeq names its product dynamin-related protein 4C-like. The transcript has a single exon. NCBI's taxonomy places the organism in Eukaryota, Viridiplantae, Streptophyta, Magnoliopsida, Rosales, Cannabaceae. Gene Ontology annotation, molecular function: microtubule binding; GTPase activity; GTP binding. Bases 334 to 2379 code for a protein of 681 amino acids. The record is from RefSeq and is a predicted model, not a curated record. Gene Ontology annotation, cellular component: membrane; microtubule; cytoplasm.